This is a messenger RNA of Esox lucius (northern pike), 5533 nucleotides long. RefSeq lists its product as uncharacterized. The coding region runs from base 209 to 3910 and encodes 1233 amino acids. The transcript is spliced from 4 exons. The record is from RefSeq and is a predicted model, not a curated record. NCBI's taxonomy places the organism in Eukaryota, Metazoa, Chordata, Actinopteri, Esociformes, Esocidae. Gene Ontology annotation, cellular component: cytoplasm; nucleus. Gene Ontology annotation, biological process: response to muscle activity; regulation of DNA-templated transcription.
UGGCACACACAGGAGGCUGCAUGUGACCAACACACAGGCAGACUGCUACAGAUCUAUUUAUAACGUGAUGAAUGACCAGGCCCCUGUUGACUCUCACCCACACUAUGGGCAAGGGCAGGGGGACACUGGACCGUGUAACUGCUGUAUUAAAAACUGAACCUGGAGACGUUAUCACCGUGGCAAAGAUGAGGAGCCAAUAAAUGUUGCCAUGGAUGACUUAGACCACAGUGUGCACAUUGCAGAGCACGACUGGGACUGUUUCUAUGAUGAAAGUGAGGAAUGCUCCCUACCACUACCUGACUUAGCAGGCUCAGAUGACUCUGGCCUCAGUGAAGAAGAACCAGAGGAUUCUGGGAUACAUACUGUCCAACAUGACAUACAGCAGCAGCAGGCAGCUUCAAACACUGCCAUUGUUUCUCAGUCCAGAAUUGAGGAACAGUGUACUGUCAGAAAGAAUAUCUAUUUAGAACUGCCCCUAAAGCCGUGUCAGGUUGUCUCAGAGGAAACACAAUUAAAUGAUCCAUUGGCCUUCACUGAGGAGGACGGAGGUUCCCUCCAAGACAUGGUCUCAGACAACAUGCCCCAGACACAGGAAGUAUCAGAUGUGGACUACAUUGUAGAAAACAGAGAUUCUGGCUACUUUGUCAAAACGUUGCUUGUGGAAAACCCAGGAGAGACCACCGAAGAGAUCACUGAGGAGACUGCGAGCAGCCAGGACAUAACAAAUGAUCUGGGCUCAGCUCCAGAAUGUUGUAGCAACAUGUGCAGAGCUAACAGUGACCCCUCUGGAGACUGCCACAUCUCAAAUAUCAAAGGAGUGGAUGGAGAGAUGCCAAGCAAAGGUGUCACUGGCACAUUAAAUACUGUCCCAACACCCCUCUACCUAGAGUCUGUAUCACUGCCACUCAAUGACCGGUGGCAAGGACAAAAUAUCUGCCAGGAGCAGCUGUUGCGGCACACGGAUAGAGCUGUAUUAUGUGAGAGAGGCACCAGCGAGGCAUCCAAAGGAGAGAAGGAACGUUGGUUUGUGACGGUGAACGACAGCCCAAUGCCACACAGAGUGCACGCUCACAGCACAACGAAAAAAAAGAAAAAAAAAAAACCUUGUAGGAAUUUGUUCCCGAGGGAUCUCACAUUACAGCAGCUGGACCCCCCCACUGAAAGUGAGUCGGAGAAAGAGAAAGAUGUAUUGGAUGGUUUGGAUAGACAGGAGGCCAUGUUUAUUAAAGCCUGCCAGUCAUGCUAUGAGUCACAACAUUUGCCGAAAAAUCAUAUUUUGCUGGACAAUUUUUACGGAGAGAUUCAUAAAGAGCUACCCAAAAUAAAUUUUAGUUAUUCAGAGUUACCUCCUCUCUUUUCAGAGUUAAGUUUGUCAUCGUCGUUCACUGAAAAAGUAAACAUUUAUACAAAGGCAUCCUCAGAGAAAAAUUACUCUUCAGAAGUGUUUGCCCCAGAGACGUUCAUUGAAAACAACAAACAGGAAAAUUACAGCUUAGCUAUUGGCUUACAAAGGUCAGCAGACCAUCCAUUAUCCAAACUACAAGACCUGUUAUUUGCACAGUGUGACGAAGAUGAACCACAGCAUCAUCCCUCUGAGUCUGGGGACUCAAACGAGGAAGUGGAAUUAUUUUACACCACCAGCACCAGCUGUGAUUCUGAAGAGGACUAUGUCUCAGCCACAGAAAUGAAAGACUCCACUUAUACUGACCCACUCUUGAAUGAGAUAGAAUCCACUUGGCCCUCCAAAAAUGUCACAGAUGAUUCACAGCCACUAAUUGAGGAAGACUGUCUAAAUUGUUCCUUGCCACCUCAAUCUGAAGGUUAUGAAAACACAGCUGACAAAGCAUAUGUCAAUGUCAUGGGUGGUUACAAGACACCAGCACAAAAAAUUGGUGUGCCACUCACAGACUUUGAACAUUUAAUCCAGACUAAUGUAUCAGAAGAACAACCCACACCUACACCUUCUCCCAUUUAUAUCCCUCUUCCUGAAGUAAGUGUGUCACAGACAGAAACCCCAGAAACAUCUCAUAAAGCUUCAGACUCACCACAUCCAGUUUAUGCCAUCUCUUCUUUUUGGGAAGAAAUGGAAAAAUUGACAAUACAAGACAUAUUGCACCUAAAGGUAUCUAGAAGUCCAUCUCCCCUUAGGAAGAUUGUUGAUUCGGACACAUCAGAUACUGCAGACUCUGACUAUUUUACACACACCGAUGACUCACCCAAGCCAGAACGCUUAGGUUGUGAAUUCUCUGAUGAGUUCAAGACCAGAAGACCAGCAUCUCCUUGCUCAGGAGAAAUCUCGCAAGAUGAAGAAACAGAAUCCAGUAGUGGCUUGGUCACUCCUGUUGACUACGAGGAGCUUGCAGCACUAAGCUCUUUUUCUAAAGACAGCAUCCUCAAUGAAGACAACAUCCUCAAUGAAGAAAAUAUCGUCAUUGAAGAAAAUAUUGUCAAUGAAGACCGCGCCUCAAACAUCAGCCUCCUCCCUGAGUUUACAUGCUUGAUUGGGAUGAAGAAAAGCCGAAGCAUGCAAAACAUUGCUCAACCUCUGGAGGUAGCAGUUGUAGACAUGCCACUGCAGAAGGUACACAAAAUACAAGAUCUUGAUGUUGUAACACAGUUAAAGGAUGUGCCCAUUCUACACACGCAGGUACAUCCAGAAGACAUGCCAAAUGUAAAAUGUCUGGAGACUGCUGAAGUACAGGUGCAGAUGAAAGAAAUGCCCAAUGUACAACCUCUGGAUGAAGUAGAAAUUCAUCAGAAGGAGAUAGAAAAUGAACAAGUUCUGGGGGUAAAACAAAUGCAUAAUCUCCAAGCUCUGGAUGCUAAGAUACAAUUACAAGAGGAGCAAGACAUUCAAACACUGGAGGUUGAGUUUGAGCUGAAGGACAUACUUCAGGAUGCCAGAAAAUGCUUAUGUCUUGAAAGCUGUCAGGACAUAGACCUGGUACAGCCUCCUGUUCUUGCUGCGAUUACAAAGAUCAACCAAACGCCCUCCCUAGUUCUACCCAACACAGACAUACUGGACAAGCGCCACAGAAUCACCUUUCCAGAACUAUAUGAAUACCUAUUCACAGAUGAUGUCCUCCCAGUCUCUGAGUCUUUAAUGUCUAUGUCAGUGCCUGAUCCUUGUUGUGAUUACUCUCCCUCUAAGCAGUCCCAGGACGAUAAAAAAGAAUUAGUCCCCAUUUUCUCUUGCUCCCGCUCAGCAACACGAGAUCUCACGUUCCCCGAACUGGAAGGUCUUCUCUUUUCACAACAAGACACCUAUCUUCAGUCCAAAGAGGACAACCGCUCCUCAAUCCAAGUGUUGACUUUAUCAGACAUCCAGGGCAAAGAGGCUGUGUCCUCCUCCUGUUCUUCCCACGUCUACAGCCAGGGAGCCUGGGGAGGGAACUGGAAGAGCCUGCUCUCCCUGAGGAGAAUUCCCAUCCCAGGAACUGGAAGCAGUAGUUGGUUCUGGAAGUCUCCAAGCCGGGUGUCUUCAGAUGUGGGUCCGGCUCAGAGGGUUGAUCCCAUGCCCAUUACACAGGGCAGCAAGGGGGAUGCAUUUUUCAGUGGUGCAACCAGGGUAUCACCGACUCCUCCUGAGGUCGUACAGCUUGGACACAAAAUCUUCAGACAGCUUUCAGAACAGCAGAGACGAUUCAGAAGCUUACAGACAACCGUCUCAGCAUCACAGAAAGAUGGCAUCCUCUUCUCACUGACGCAGUCUGACAUGUGUCUGGUCUGCAUUGCCUUUGCCUCCUGGGUACUGAGGUCUGCUGAUCCUAUGGUUGCAGACACAUGGAAAGCAGCUCUGCUGGCAAAUGUCAGCGCAAUGUCUGCCAUCCAGUACUUUCGGCAUUAUGUGGUGAAAAGGAAGGAAGGGAAAGCUGAAGACUUGAAGAAUUCAACUGAAGACGAGCCAUGAACCUUUCAGACAUUUUCAUUUGGGGCCAUAUAAGUGUCAUAACAGUUUUAUAUAAUAUAUUAACACAACCAUUUAUGUCAUACUGAGUAGUAACUGCCAAAUACAGUACCAUAGUAUUAUUGUAAUCAACAUACUUAUUCCCUUUUGGGAGACAGAAGUAGCUGAGUCCAGGAAUAAAAGCAAGCUCAAAGGAGACUCCAUUAAAAAUGUAUUUGGGUCCAGCACUGUGUGUUUUGGAAACUGGACCAUGAUGCUUUAGUUAAAGAUGCACUCCAGGAAUCUCAAGCACAACACAUUUUUAAUAUAUAGUUUGAAGUGAAUUUGAAAACAGGAUAUAAAAUGCAUACAAAAAAUACAGUACUACUAAUUGGAGGACCAUUUUUGCACAUCACCAUUUUCAAAACUCCUGAAGGAAAUCAUACAAUAGCUUUGGGAGAGCAUCUUUAACUGGAAACUUUAGCUCGUACUGUAAAUCCCAAAGGUUUUGAAAUCUAUUUUCUAAAUAAAGGUAUUUGUUCUGUAUGUAAACAUAUCUCAGAUAGCAUUAAACUCACCUAAAUAGCAGGCCUAACAUUUAUCUGGGUGAAUGGAGAUUGACCAGGACCAGACUGUGCAGUAUGUGACUUGUAAUCAUGACUAUGUGGGGCCUUCAAGUAAAGUUUAGUAUUUGAUAUUUAAAAAAAGGUUUCAGUUAUUAAGCAUGUUAGUCAUUUUAUCAAUACAAUGUGAAAAACAACCAGAGUGUGUAUUAAUUAGUAUUUUCUUAUGAUUGUGCAAAGCAAAAAAUGAAUACCCUCUGUACACUCAGUGGCCAGUUUACUUCUUAGACCCAUCUACCGCGUCUGACCUUUCCAGAUCAGACCGACAUCUUUGGGACAGGGAUUCUACAGUGUCAAUGUUGGGACGUCGGUCCAUGCUGAUGCAAUCGCCCCAUACUGUUGCUGCACAUUGGACAGCGUUACAUGACCUGUCUCAUCUCAUCCCAAAGACGCUCUUUCGGUUUGAGGUCUAGGACCUGCGCAGGCCACUUGAGUAAACUGAACCAGACAAUGUUUUUCCAUUCCUCCUUUGUCCAGUGUAAGUGAUCGCAUGCCCACUGGAAAUGCUUUUCACUGACAUAAGUGGAACCUGCUGUGGUCAUCUGCUGUAACAGGCCGUAGGUGAAAAGGACUGAUAUGUUGCGUUCCGCUGUUGCAUUGCAUUACUAUUAGCCUGUAUGUAGCCCACCUACUGUCACUUGUUUUGGCCAUGUCUAAUGUUCAAUUGACAAGUACCUUGAAAGCCACAUUACACUUUAAGGAGCCAUCUAUUUUUGUGAAUGGCACGAUGUAAAAAGUCUGUAGUCCCUGGAAGUUAUGUGUAAGUCAAAGAUGUCGGACAGUCAGGCAGGUUUUAUUUAUGCUUGGAGAGAAUCUGUAGUAUGCAUUUGCUUAAGCAUGAAUGCAAAUGGUAGAAAAACACAGCAUUUUCUGAGGUUACAAAAAGAGAAUAGGGGAAAAUAGUUUUAUGCAAAGAUGACUUGAAAUACUGUAUAGUGUAAACGACCUGCAUGACAAUUCAUUGCUAGCAUUAGGUUGAGUAAAGACAAAGAUCAACAGUUUUAAAUAUGUAAAAAUAAAAAAU